GUCAUAGUUUUGAGGGCAAUGAGAACAAUGACUUAAGAAGAGCACUGGAGUGCGCUAUUUAAGCAGCUUAGCAGGGCAUUCAAAGCAAAAAAAAGAAGGAAAAAAAAAAAAAUUGGCAUUCAAACAUUAAUUGUUUAGCAAUCUUUAAACAAGCAAGGGGAUGGAGGUGUCCUCAAUGCCAACGAAGGACGGUUCCAUUGCUGAAUGGGACUAUGAUUCCAUCCUAACAAAAUUGCGAGAUACAGAAUGUUCUCUUCUCCUUGAAAGAUUCUUCGACUCAAAUACACUUCUUCAUGUUGCAGCAAGCUUAGGCCAUGAUCAGACCGUAGAAGCGAUCCUCUCGAAACAACAGUGCCAGCAACAACUUUUAACGGCAACGAACUCCAAUGGCGACCUUCCUCUUCAUGUAGCUGCAAAUGCUGGGCAUCUGUCCAUAGUUCAACAAUUGGUCGAGCCUUCUCACCAGUGUCAAGAACUUUUAAUGGCAAAAAACUCCAAUGGCGACCAUCCUGUUCAUGUAGCUGCAAAUGCUGGGCAUCUGUCUGUAGUUCAAUAUUUGUUCUCAUUUUCUUACGAGUACCAAGAACAAUUAAAGUCAGAGAACUCAGAAUCCUGUGACGACCCUGGUUCAGUUGAGUCCAAUAUACAGCAGCAGCUAAAUGAUUUAACUUCUAAACUACUAAGGGAGAAAAAUAAUGAGGGGAAUACUCCUCUGCAUCUGGCCUUGAUAAACAAAUAUGAAGAGAUGGACGUGAAAUGCAAGUACAACGAGGUGGCAGAGUUUUUAAUUAAGGAAGAUCCAAGUGUGUGCAAUUAUAGGAAUAAAGCAAGCAAAAAUCCUCGACGUUUGGCAAAAGAAGCUAAAGAUGAGGACAUUUCGAAGCUCAUAUCUGGUAAGUCACCACCCAGAUAUGCAGGAUUUGGCACAGCUAAGACGUUAAAGGGAGUUCGCCACAACUGCAAGUCAAAAAAUAGAGCAAGAUCUAGAACAUUCUGCUCUCUCUCUCUCUGUGACAAAACUCCCGAAAGUACGAUUCGGCUACAAACGCUAUCCUCCGCUUCCAGUGCUCCUGAAAUGAUCACACAGCGUAGGCCCAUAGGUAAGCCGCCAAAGAUAGUUCCCAGCAAACGCAAGUCAAAAGACAAAGUUACAAGCAUGGAUGGUGAAUUGUACAAGGCUGUAAAGUGUCGGGAUAUUAAUUUUAUCCGAACGCAAAAUCCAGAACAUUCUGCUCUCUCUGACAGAACCCCUGAACUAAAUACAAUCCUUCAUCUUGCUGCUGCAAGCUCAGGUGAUCAUCGAUUUGUAGAAUCGAUCCUGAAGAUCCCGCCGUGCCAAAAAUUUGUCACGGAAAAGAACUCCAAUGGCGACCUUCCUCUUCAUGUAGCUGCAAGUGCUGGGAAUAUACAUAUGGUGGAACAUUUAGUCAAGUGGUCUGACGAGCACUUGAAAGAUCCCUCUAAUUGUGUACCACUAGUGGAGAAAAAUAUGGAGGAGAAUACUCCUUUGCACCUAGCGUUGAUAAAAAAGGUGGCCAAGUUCUUGGUUGAGAAAUGUCCAGAAGUGUCCUUUUAUCCAAAUAAGGAACGCAAGUCUCCUCUCUAUUUGGCGGCAGAAGGAGGAGAUAAGGAACUCGUGAAGCACAUGAUAACUACAAACCGCCUGGCACAUGGCAAAUCAAUUGUGCACGCUGCCCUUUAUUAUCUCACGACAAUUGACCUGCCAUAUGGCAGGUCAAUUGUUCACACCGCCAUUUAUGGUUCCUUUACUGCGAGGAAACUUAGGUGUCUCAACACACAUGCUGCUUCUUUUCUUUGCCCUUCAAUGUGUCUCAAUACAAAUACAGAUAUCCUAGAUACUGUUUUGAAAAGCCUACCAGAUGAUAUCCUCAAAGAGAAAGACGAUAAAGGCAUGACUCCUCUUUUCUAUGCUGCAUCAAUAGGUUAUCUUGACGGUGUUGAAAUAUUACUAGAAAAACCUACAUGUUGUGCAUAUGAGAGAGAUACGGAUGGCUAUUAUCCCAUUCAUAUAGCGUCCAAGAAAGGUCAUAUUCAGGUAAUUAAAAAGUUUCUUGAUAAAUAUCCAGAUAUGAUUGAGUUGCUCAAUGAAGAGGGCCAAAACAUUUUGCACGUAGCUGCUAUGUAUGGGAAAGUCAAAGUGGUAACUUAUAUGCUGAAAAGACAUGAUCUUAAUGUUGAAAUGCUUAUCAAUAAUAAAGACCAAAAUGGAAACACGCCUUUACAUUUGGCCACCAUGGAAGGGCAUCCUAGGGUUGUUUGGCAUUUGACAGGGGACAAAAGAGUUGAUUUAAAGGCUUUGAAUAAAGAAGGCAAGAGAGCGCUUGACAUUGCAUUGAAUGACAGUAAGGAAGAUCCUCAUUUGGAGAGGUAUCAAUUGACAUGGGAAGCCUUGAGAUAUGUUAGUGGCCCAACGGAGACCCCGCAAAGUCCAAAGGUUGGAAAGACACUAAGCGCAGACAAAUACAAGGAAAGGACUGAAACUCUCUCGUUGGUCGCAACCCUUGUGGCCACUGUAACUUUUGCUGCGGCUUUCACCAUGCCAGGUGGCUACAACGGCCCCGGAGGAAUGGCAACUUUCCUAGAAAAGCCCAUGUUCCAAGCAUUCGUAAUUAGCAACACCGUAGCUAUGUAUAGCGCCAUUACUGCUGUUAUUGCUCUCAUUUGGGCCCAUUUAGGUGGUCUUAAGCUGUUCAUUGCUGCGUAUAAGUUUAGCUUGCCAAUAUUGGGACUAGCUAUAACAAUGGCCUCCUUAGCAUUCAUGGCAGGUAAUUAUCUAGUAUUGAGAGACCUCAAUUGGCUUGCCUAUCUAGUUUUGAGCAUUGGCUCAUUUUUCUACUUCACUCUCUCGACAAUAUUUUUUCUACUUUUUUUCCCAAAUUCCUCGCCCAAUCCUAUCAUUCGUUACCUUCUCCGCUACCCAUUUUACCUUCUGAUUAUGGUUACUAGCUAGAUGUGACACUGAUGAUAGGGAAGGAGAGUAGUCUCCUCUACAUAUGUUGUCUGUAUACGGACUUGACAUUGGACAUGCUUGCAGAGAUGGAGAACAUUAAUUUAUUUAAGUUGGUCGUUAUUUUAAUCUCUUAAAAUUUGCAUAAACUCUUUAAAUAAAGAUAUUCAAAUAUCAUGUCUAAGGAGGUUGGGUUUCCUCCAAAAGCCCAGUAUUGUAUUUUCCUGAAAUUCUAUUGUUGCUCUUAUAUACAACUAUAGUGUAUUUAGUCUGCCA
Molecule: messenger RNA, 3244 nt
Organism: Quercus lobata
Lineage: Eukaryota; Viridiplantae; Streptophyta; Magnoliopsida; Fagales; Fagaceae
Product: protein ACCELERATED CELL DEATH 6-like
Exons: 5
Coding region: 161-2971 (936 amino acids)
Cellular component (GO): plasma membrane
Molecular function (GO): protein binding
Source: RefSeq, a predicted model, not a curated record